Molecule: messenger RNA, 1797 nt
Organism: Biomphalaria glabrata
Lineage: Eukaryota; Metazoa; Mollusca; Gastropoda; Planorbidae
Exons: 11
Coding region: 302-1030 (242 amino acids)
Source: RefSeq, a predicted model, not a curated record
UUCCUUUAUAUUUUUCGUACUCAUUCUACAUUCCUAACUGGAAGAGGUGGAGUUGGCAUUCUUUAGUAAAUAAUGUUUUCGCUUUUUUAAAAUAAGCAAUAUUACUUUUUCAUCAUCGUUAAGGGAUUAAAGCGUGUCAUGAUCCAGUCAUCAAAAUGUGUAAGUGUCAUGGGCGUUGUGUGUGCUAUGACUGAUGUUCAAACCUGGAGGUCGAAAUUUGUUUACCAAGACGUCUGUUGACUCAAGAGUGAUGACUUAUAAGAAAUGACCACUAUUUCAGCUAUGUGACUUAAGUCUCUUUAUGUCGAAAGAUUUUCAUACAGCACUGCUGCACUUUGGUGUGAUCAGAAAAAUGUUAUCAUUUGUUCUUACAUUUAUCACAAUAUUUUCAUUGGGAGCAGCACAGUCCAGUCAGGUCAGCCGAGUCUGCCAGGAUGGAUUCAGAGUAUGUUUCCAGGCGUUAAUGGAGAGCAGUUCCACACACCCAUCCAAUGUAGCACUGCUGUGCAGGGACACGGAUAACUUUGAGCAGUGUUAUAGGAACUCCUGUCCAGUAUCCGAUGCUGAUAUUCUGAGAAUAAGACAAGACUUGGCAAGGAACGGCUAUCAGUGCGGUACUAAUAUUUCACAAGCUACUAAUGCUCCGGGAACAGCGACCACGCCAUGGGCUUUACCCAACAGAAACGUUAGCGCACCUUGCCAAUCCGCUGUGGACCUCUGCACCAAGGAUUACGUGACGGCCCUGCUGAACAAAACAGAGAACGGACAAACAGACGUAAACUCUGUGUGUUCAAUGUCUUACGAUUUUAUCAAGUGUGUUGCCAGGUCCUGCAAUACAGACUCUGUCAUCAAACAGAUCAAAGAUGGUUUCGAAGCUGAACUCUGGAAAAAGGGAGUAACUUGCUUUCUAAGCAUGACAGGCUCAAACGUAUCAGAAAAUGCCAGUGGUAGCUUCACAAGGACGGAACCAGUGGUUAAAAUAACAGCUUUAAUUGCCACACUUAUAGUCAUCUUGAAACAAUACUUUUAAUCAUUUUUGUGAUUUAAAAUUCUUUCAUUUUUUGUACUGUUGGCUAAUAUUGUAAGGACUUUCAAAUAUAUUUGUGUAUGCAAUAUCCAUCUAUUCCAUUUAAUCCAUUUCUAGGAUAAGAUAAUGACAAGGGCAGAGUUAACAACACAGAACAACAUUCUACAAGAGAGAAUUGUGGCAUUUUAAAAUCUAAUUUCUCUGAUUAAAGUACAAAGACAUGGGCUUCCGCGAACAUACAAUCACACGUGAUUCCACAAACAUACAAACACCUGUGCUACUGCAAACAUACAAUCACAUGUGCUUCCACAAACAUACAAAUACAUGUAUUUUUAACAGAUAUGCUAAGUACAUGCUGCCACAAAAAUGCAAUCAUAUAUGCUGGCAUUUUAAAAAUAUUUUUAAACAAUUAUAAUAAUCAUAAGUAUUUAAUAUUUAAUGCAAUAUAUAUAUAUAUAUAUAUAUAUAUAUAUAUAUAUAUAUAUAUUAUAUCUAUUAUAUGUUUUAAUAAAAUAUAUUUUGACUUAUUGUUAUGGGCUCCAUGUGUUUCCUAAGUGAUGAAGAAAAGGGAAAUUAAUUGUUAGUCUUGUAGAAUGAUGCAAGCUAAGCGGCUCUGUCAUAAUCUAUGUUAAGAAUGAGAGACGACUCUAGGAUGCCAGAGUGUACUGACGUGUUGUUAUAGUGAGUUAGAUUUCUUUAAAUAUCAGUUUAUUUCAUUUCAUCGCAAGUUGAAUUUGUCAAUAUUGUAAUAAAAGUUAUAUUUAGCUUUG